GCCCGACCAUGUGCGCUUCAAUCCAAUCGCAGCGGGUCCAGGGUCAGGGUGCGAUUGUGAGCGUACAACUUCCACGUAACCUUCAAAAAUCUAACCUUUUGCGCAGUCUCUCUUCUCCAACCCAACGCCACGGCUACCACACCAUUUAUUCUCGAGUCCACAACAGCCUUUCAUUCAUUUUUGGACUUUGCAACUCAGCCCUACUCGCCCACCCCUCAAACUACUCAGCUCUCAGAGCCCCAAAACCGUCAAGAUGGCCGGCCUCAGUCCCCAAAUAACGAACAUGGUGAUCAUCCUGGGUAUGGUCCAGGUUGCGAAGAAGAUACCUUUUGAGGACCCCAACGUUCUCAAUAUGGCCCGCGCCGGUUACAUCCUCAGCAACGUCAUCAUCCUGGCUAUUCACCUCUACAUCAUGUCGACCAUUAACAAGAAGAAGGACUUGACCACGCUCAAGUACGUCGAGCCGGCGCCGAUGGGUUCAUCCGAGGAGCCCAAGCUCGUCACCACCACCAUCCACGCAUACGACAUGGGCCAGCUCAAGACCGCUCUUCGCUCGCAGGCCAUGGGUGUCGGCAUGAUGGCUUUCAUGCACCUGUACAUGAAGUACACCAACCCGCUCCUGAUCCAGUCCAUCAUCCCGCUCAAGGGCGUCUUCGAGUCGAACCUUGCCAAGAUCCACCUCUUUGGCCAGCCCGCCGCCGGUGACCUGAAGCGACCCUUCAAGGCCGCCGCUGGUCUGAUGAGCGGCCUCCAGAGCGGCCCUGCCCAGAGCGACAAGAAAGCCGUCGAGGCGGCUGAGCGCGCCGGUCGCGGCGGCGCCAAGGAGGAGUAAAUUUUGCUCUUCCUUUGGUUAUAUCUUAUUUCCAAGGUGGCACGGCAUCACACCAUGGCCAGCGAUGGUGGUGGUGGUGAGCCUUGGAGCACCAGCUAGGGGGAAACAAGGUGGAUCAGGCGUUAUUUGUGCGCGGAUAGACUGCGAGGGUUUUUUUUUGUACAAAAAGUUCUUUUAUUGUGUUUCUUUCACCAUACGGGCACUUGGGAUGGACAGCCAGGGAUAUGGCUCCGGACUGUACAGGAACUCCCUCUUAAUGACUCCAGCAUUUGCAAGCCUACCAGCUCGCUCCCAUACGUUGAUUUGCGCUAGUUUAUCCUCAUAGCUCAAGUUCCUCAACCUCCAUGCCACAAUCCAUGCAUGUCUUUACUGACAUGCCCUCCUCGUUCUCCACAGCUCUACCCC
This is a messenger RNA of Pyricularia oryzae 70-15, 1237 nucleotides long. Its product is annotated as inorganic phosphate transporter PHO88. Bases 254 to 832 code for a protein of 192 amino acids. The record is from RefSeq and is a predicted model, not a curated record. Gene Ontology annotation, cellular component: mitochondrion; endoplasmic reticulum. The transcript is spliced from 3 exons. Lineage: Eukaryota; Fungi; Ascomycota; Sordariomycetes; Magnaporthales; Pyriculariaceae. Gene Ontology annotation, biological process: protein targeting to ER.